GUUCGCUGGAGGUCCUUCGAUACUAGAGCCAAAAAAAAAACGAACACGUUCGAAAAGCCGGAUGUCGAAAAAGACCCAAGGCACACGGCGAACGUUUCAUGGAUGCACGCCACGAGAUUGAGAUUGACAACAUGUGCAAUUCCACGUCAGAAGUGGACACAUGUUGGAAAUUGUUCCGGCUUCUCAGUCCUGGCAUGGAUGGAACAGAGGAGUCCGUGAUGAAGAUACUGACUGUAUUGUCCCUACUACAUCGCUCCCGAUCUAUCAUUGACUAUCCCAAGUCUAAACGUCACGGACAUAGCUUUCUCACACAGGAGCUCUCCACUACCACGCGUAUGAUUUGUCUUGGCUGCCUGAGCCAUGCGACAAUCAGUCGUUUGGUUGAGCUGCCAAUUGCAACCCUCUCUGGACCCGUUUUCGAAUCGACGCAGCAGGUCCCUCAACCCUUGGUCGGCACGACUACACCUACGCGCUCGCACACAAGCUUGAGGGACUCGAGCGGUGCGCCGCCGUGUUCAUGGUCCAGAUCACAAUCUGCCAGCAAUGGCGGCGCGACGUCGACAACCUCUAUCCAGCCAGGAUCACCCUCUAUUGAGAAGACCCACAGCCACAUAGGAACGAGCAGUGUUGCGCACCUGCAGCGUAACAAUGAGAGACUCCGGCAGCGAAACCAGCAGGCAGCGAGCAAGAUUUCCGAGCUACGGAAUGCGAACCGCGCGUCUGAGACCGAUAUAAGGGACGCGGACGGUAUUCUGGAAAGGGUGUUGAACUCAGGAGAUCUCUCUGUAGACAUGUAUGAGAGUCUGAAUCAGUUAUCGAGACUGCUUCAGGCGGCAUCGGAGAAGCUGCGGAGUGUUGAAAGUGUUCGGUUUGCCCCUGAGUCUGCUUCCCCAAGCAACGUACCUGAUAUUGCUCACGCAGCAAGCGCACUGUAAGGCAUAGACCAAGUAUUCAAGUGGUUAUGAAACGACUUGUUGCCGUCAGAGAUAGAUCUUAGCUACGCGGUUCAGUUUC
Messenger RNA from Parathielavia appendiculata, 1014 nucleotides. RefSeq lists its product as uncharacterized. The transcript is spliced from 3 exons. Lineage: Eukaryota; Fungi; Ascomycota; Sordariomycetes; Sordariales; Chaetomiaceae. The record is from RefSeq and is a predicted model, not a curated record. The coding region runs from base 99 to 935 and encodes 278 amino acids.